Prosopis cineraria is the source of this 1438-nucleotide messenger RNA. Its product is annotated as E3 ubiquitin-protein ligase RSL1. Bases 206 to 1225 code for a protein of 339 amino acids. The record is from RefSeq and is a predicted model, not a curated record. Gene Ontology annotation, biological process: ubiquitin-dependent protein catabolic process; protein polyubiquitination; positive regulation of proteasomal ubiquitin-dependent protein catabolic process. The transcript has 2 exons. NCBI's taxonomy places the organism in Eukaryota, Viridiplantae, Streptophyta, Magnoliopsida, Fabales, Fabaceae. Gene Ontology annotation, molecular function: zinc ion binding; ubiquitin conjugating enzyme binding; ubiquitin protein ligase activity. Gene Ontology annotation, cellular component: ubiquitin ligase complex; cytoplasm.
UCUUACGUACUUAUUCCCGUUGAUGAGACUGAAGAUCAGACGAGAGUAGUGGAAAACUGAUUCUUUAGUUCCCCUGAAUGAUCAUAUCACGAAAUUUUAGGAUUUUAAUGGUGGACGAUCUACGCAGAAAAGAGUUUCCCUUUCUCAAGAAUCAGGAGUUCCAGACUUCGAAGCGCCAACAACCUUUAAAUUUAUAAGAUCGCCGAUGAAUUGCGAAGGCCCAGUGAAUCGCAGAAGAUCCUGCAAGAAACCAAAAUUGAUGGAGGAAAUGGCAAUCCCUUCGAUUGAGGCAGUAGUGGACGUUGAAGAUUUCAAUCAUUCACCCAUCUGGAAUGAGGGCACAAGCAAAUCCAAUGCAAUCUGCGUCGAGCAAUACACCCACGACCUCCACGUGGACCUGGACCUCGCGAUCAUGGCUUCUCUAGGCACACCAACGCCUGCCACGAAAAUCUUCAUCGACCUUUCCGAUGGUGAUGACGAUGACGAGGUUAGAAUUCUCAGGUUUAAACCUAAGAGCACCCCUUUCAGGGAACGAAGGAGGUCAACGGCUCCUGCUGUUUUCACUGUCGAAACAGGGGAAUCUUCCAAUUCUGUUCAAUUUGUUUGCGAAAUCUGUACUGAAAGCGUGACUGGAAACGAGUCGUUUAACAUCAGUGGCUGCUCUCACGCUUAUUGCAGAGGCUGUGUGAUUAGGUAUGUGGAAUCUAAGCUACAAGAAAAUAUUGUGAACAUUAGAUGUCCAGUGACAGGGUGUGUUGGAUUGUUGGAGCCCGAGGAUUGCCGCGGGAUUCUUCCUCCGGAAGUGUACAAUAUGUGGGGCAAUGCCUUGUGUGAGGCUGUCAUACUCGCGGAAGAGAAGUUUUACUGCCCAUAUAAGGACUGUUCUGCGCUACUGAUUGAUGAUGGAGGAGAAAGGACCAUCACAGAGUCGGAGUGUCCCAACUGUAGGAGACUCUUUUGUGCGCAGUGUAAGGUGCCGUGGCAUUCAGGAAUUGAUUGCGCUGGGUUUCAGGAACUGAGCAAGGACGAGAGAGAGAAGGAAGAUAUUAUGCUGAUGCAACUCGCUCGGAACCGUAAGUGGAGGAGGUGUCCCAAAUGUAGGUUCUUCGUCGAAAAGUCUAAUGGUUGUAUGUAUAUGAAAUGCAGGUGUGGAAUUGCCUUCUGUUAUAAUUGUGGUACUCUUUCAAGAGAUCAUUCCCAUCAUUGCUAUAAUUGUAGACGCUGAUAACGACAUUUGGAGUAUAUAUACGCUCAUAUUCUAUGAUUUUGCCCACUAGAAGUUCAUGUCUAAAUAUAGAAGACUACUAGUUCACUACCUCCUCUCCUAUCCUCCAUGAUGGGAAUUUAUGUCUAUUUUGAGAACAAAAUAGCUACUUGGUAACCAUUGAAGUGAUGUUAUUGAAUAUUGUGGCUACAAUUUAUAACUUAUUUCCUUCUA